AUGUCGUUCUUUCACUGUUUCGAGUUUGAUGUGCUUGGACAUUCGGUGUCCCUCCCAGUGCCACUGAUGGUGAAUGUAGCUAUAUCGGUUGGGGCGUACUUUGCCGGCCGCAGCCUAAUACCGAAGAUGAAACCGAUGUUCAUUAAUGCGAAUCUGUACGGGAUCGAUAUGAAUAAGGCGUCCAAACCAAAGAUACCCGAAGCGUUCGGUGUGGUCACGGGAUGCAUAUUUCUAGUCUCACUGUUCCUGUUCAUACCGGUGCCUUUUCUGCGGAACUUUUCCACCACCAUCAAAGGCGACUUCCCACACGAUAAGUUUGUAGAAUUUAUCGCCGCAAUGCUCUCGAUCUGUUGCAUGAUUCUGCUCGGGUUCGCCGACGAUGUGCUUAAUUUACGGUGGCGUGAUAAGCUGUACCUACCGACGAUUGCCUCCCUUCCAUUGCUUAUGGUGUACUACACCAACUUUAAUUCUACCACCGUUAUACUACCGAAAAUGGUACGACCCCUGCUAGGCAGUUCGCUGGAUAUCGGUGUAAUUUACUACCUGUUUAUGGGAAUGUUGGCCGUGUUCUGUACGAAUGCGAUCAACAUUCUGGCUGGCAUAAAUGGGCUGGAGGUGUGCCAAUCGCUUAUCAUCGCUAGCUCGAUCGUGGUGUUUAAUGUGGUGGAAAUACUGAGCGGACACUACAGUGAUGCGCACGAAUUUUCCCUCUACAUUAUGCUGCCAUACAUCGGAGCUACGUUGGCGCUAUGGCGGUACAACAGAUAUCCUUCGCAGGUGUUUGUCGGCGAUACGUUCAACUAUCUUUCCGGCAUGACGUUCGCCGUAGUCGGCAUACUGGGCCACUUUAGCAAAACCGUACUGCUGUUCUUCAUCCCUCAGGUGCUAAAUUUCCUCUACUCCGUACCGCAGCUGUUCCGUUUCAUUCCCUGUCCACGCCACCGUAUGCCAAAGCAUGAUCCGGAGACGGAUCUACUUCACAUAAGUCGCACACAGUUUCGGGUGGAUGAGCUAAACGUACUGGGCCGACUUUGCUAUCAGGUGUUCCGACAGCUACGGCUUAUACGCUGUGAGGUGGAUCGCGAUGGAAAGACAGUCACGUGUAACAACUUUACGAUUAUCAAUUUCUGCAUUUUACUAACGGGGCCAAUAAGGGAGGAUCGGCUGAAUCGGUUGCUGGUUGCGUUUCAGCUCGUAUGUGCGGUGUUUGCGUUUACGAUACGGUAUCCGUUGGCACACUACUUUUACGAUACAAACUGAA
Molecule: messenger RNA, 1261 nt
Organism: Anopheles maculipalpis
Lineage: Eukaryota; Metazoa; Arthropoda; Insecta; Diptera; Culicidae
Gene: Alg7
Product: UDP-N-acetylglucosamine--dolichyl-phosphate N-acetylglucosaminephosphotransferase
Exons: 4
Coding region: 1-1260 (419 amino acids)
Biological process (GO): protein N-linked glycosylation; dolichol-linked oligosaccharide biosynthetic process
Cellular component (GO): membrane
Molecular function (GO): UDP-N-acetylglucosamine-dolichyl-phosphate N-acetylglucosaminephosphotransferase activity
Source: RefSeq, a predicted model, not a curated record